This is a messenger RNA of Vombatus ursinus (common wombat), 936 nucleotides long. RefSeq names its product olfactory receptor 2G3-like. Lineage: Eukaryota; Metazoa; Chordata; Mammalia; Diprotodontia; Vombatidae. The coding region runs from base 1 to 936 and encodes 311 amino acids. Gene Ontology annotation, biological process: G protein-coupled receptor signaling pathway. Gene Ontology annotation, molecular function: G protein-coupled receptor activity; olfactory receptor activity. The record is from RefSeq and is a predicted model, not a curated record. Gene Ontology annotation, cellular component: membrane. The transcript has a single exon.
AUGAUGGGGAUGACUAAUGACAGCACAGGAGGUGACUUCAUCCUGGUGGGUUUUUCAGACCAGCCCCAGCUAGAGAAGAUCCUCUUCAUUGUUGUUUUGAUCUCCUACCUUCUGACCCUUGUAGGCAACAUGGCUAUUAUCCUGGUCUCUCACCUGGAUCCAAAACUUCACACCCCAAUGUAUUACUUCCUCACCAACCUGUCCCUCAUUGACCUCUGUUUCACCACAAGUAUUGUUCCUCAGCUGCUGUGGAACUUGAGAGGACCAGCCAAGACCAUCACUCCCAUAGGCUGUACCAUCCAACUAUAUGUCUCUUUGGCACUGGGUUCCACUGAAUGCAUUCUCCUUGCUGUCAUGGCAUUUGAUCGGUAUGCUGCUAUCUGUAAACCACUCCACUAUGCUACUUUCAUGCACCCAAGACUAUGCCAGAUCCUUGCAGGGGUUGCUUGGGUGAGUGGGUUGGGCUACACACUGAUUCAGAGUACCAUCACCCUUCAGCUGCCUCUGUGUGGGAACAGGAGGCUCUACCACUUUAUGUGUGAAGUGCCUGCCAUGAUCAAGUUGGCAUGUGUAGAUAUUCAUGCCAAUGAAAUACAGCUUUUUGUGGCUUCCUUGGUCUUGCUCCUCCUGCCUCUGGGACUGAUCUUAAUUUCCUAUGCACUCAUUGUUCAGGAAGUGAUGAGAAUCAGGUCAACCGAAGCUUGGUAUAAAGUCUUGAAAACCUGUGGGUCACAUCUUUUGGUGGUGUCCCUCUUCUAUGGGCCAAGCACAGCCAUUUAUAUCCAGCCUAGCAGUUCCUAUACCCACAGACAGGGCAAAUUCAUCACACUUUUGUACACUGUGGUGACUCCUACUCUUAACCCCCUUAUUUAUACUCUGAGGAACAAAGAUAUGAAAGAGGCACUAAUAAGGCUUUUAGGAAAAAAUACAAGAUAA